AUGUAAAAAAAUCCUUCAGCAUAAGAAUAUAGAUCUCACCUAGUAAACCCAUAAAGUAUCGAUAAAUUCUUAUUAUGCUAAAUUUGCCAGUAGUUAGUUUUUAAACCUUAAGAGUGCGAGUCAUGUUAAAAAAUAUUUUGUCUCUAUUGCCUCUAAAAAUGGAUGUCAAUUUGCAACAACGAGACAUGCCCUAGUCAUUGUAAAUAAUAUAAAAUAAGGAAACCUCAUCAAAUUGUUACGAAUGCUAUAAAUUAAAUUCUUGUUAGAUGUGGAAAUAAUGGGUGUUCAGAAUAAAUGAUAAUGGGAAAUUUGGAGACUCAUAUUAAAAUUUGCUAAAAAGUCCAUAAGCCUAAUUUAUUUGAACAAAAGUAAGAUACAAAUCAUGGUCUUUUUGAUGAUUAUUGCUAGAAAUGCAAUACAAAAUAUAGCUAAUUCUGUUAGCAUGAUUGUAUAAAAAAACAUUUUAAUAAUUUUAAAAUCAAACUAAAAAAACUAUUAUCUGAUAACUUAUUCGAAAGAGUUUCUUAAUGUGAAAAACAAUAAAAUAAUUUGGGUGAUCCUUAAAAUGGCAUUAAAUAACCAUAGUUGGGUAAUCCUUAUUAAGAAUAACCAUAAGUUUUAUUUGGUGAAGAAGAAGAAUUAAUGAAAUUAUAAGAUCCUUCAUAAGUACAAUAAUAAGUAAAUUUUGAUAUUCCUUUAUGUGAAUUAAAUCACAAAUUGAAAUGGAUUUACCCUUAAAAUAAUAUAAUAUGUACAAGGUGUAAGCUCUCUGAUAUAUCAGUUCGAUAUGUUUGUGAACAGUGUAGAACAUGUUAUUGUUAAAAGUGUCGAAAACCGUAAAUUUAAUAAGGCCUUUGCCCUAUCGGCCAUGCUUUAAUAUUUCAAUUAAUUGCUCCUCAAUAAGUUUAUUGUGAUUCCUGCUUAUUGAAUAUUUCUUCAAGGGGAGAAGCUGUGUAUUCAGAUAGAUUUUGUGAUUUAGAUCUGUGCAAUAGUUGCUACUCGAAUUUAUAAAAAUAAUAUCAACAAUGA
Messenger RNA from Paramecium tetraurelia, 1029 nucleotides. RefSeq lists its product as uncharacterized. The transcript is spliced from 4 exons. The record is from RefSeq and is a predicted model, not a curated record. NCBI's taxonomy places the organism in Eukaryota, Ciliophora, Oligohymenophorea, Peniculida, Parameciidae.